This is a messenger RNA of Cadophora gregata, 1917 nucleotides long. RefSeq lists its product as uncharacterized. The transcript has a single exon. NCBI's taxonomy places the organism in Eukaryota, Fungi, Ascomycota, Leotiomycetes, Helotiales, Ploettnerulaceae. Bases 1 to 1917 code for a protein of 638 amino acids. The record is from RefSeq and is a predicted model, not a curated record.
AUGAAUGAUAUAACGAAAGGAGAGCUCUAUCAUGAGCUCAAAAGGGAUCCAUUUGAAAUCCGCCUCAUCACUUUUGAGCCGAGCGAGCAAAUCGACGCAACCAUAUCGUUGCAGUUGUUUCAUCGCCCUCUCUCCUCAUCGCUUCCAUAUGCGACGCUAUCAUAUACUUGGGAUAGGCCAUCGCCCGACUUCCCCGAGAGCUGGGACAACCCCGAAUGCACGAAAAUCAUAUCCGUAAAUGGCAGGCCUUUUCCAGUCCGGAUGAAUCUCUGUUCAGCUCUGCUGCGGCUUCGUACUUUCAUGCCUGCGGGUAUACCUUGGUGGAUUGAUGCCAUUUGCAUUGAUCAGACCAACGUGGCUGAGAAGAACAUGGUCGUGCCUCAGAUGGGGAAAGUAUAUCUGGGAAGUCAAUGCACGAUUGUGUGGCUGGGAGAUGCAGAUUCGCAGACUCCUUUAGCUUUCUCUCACAUAUCACGAAUAUCGGCGUCGUGGGAGAACCGGAGCGACCACCUGAAGAUGAGAGAGGUGGAGCUGUUGACUGAUGAGCACCGGACUGAGUAUAUCGAUCGGCUGGAGGAAGAGUUCCCCGCCACGAGCGCGCAACAGUCUUGGGAUGCCAUCGAUAAUAUCUGGAAGAGAUCAUGGUGGCGUCGAUCAUGGAUUGUGCAAGAAGUCAGCCUUGCGUCCGGCGUUGUCCUCAUGUGUGGCCAUCACGCUGUAGGCUGGGACCACAUCUGCAACGUCGUUAGAGUCGUCCUCCAGCACAUCAUAUGUCUUCGCCAAAUCGCACAUCCUCUUAAAACCCUAGGCCAGGAAAUAGUCGAUCACUUCAUGACUACAUACCAACCCUUUGAUAAUCUCGAUGCAGCCAUGCGCAUGUACGCAGCCGAGUCACAGCUUGGUGGACUGCCAAACGAGCAUAUGUUGCUAUUGCUCGCCUACAUCCGGCAAACUAAGUGUAAAGAUCCUCGAGAUAAAAUAUAUUCAGCUCUAGGCAUGUUAUCGAACUCGCUCGGAAUUCAAGUCAAUUACAACCUUCCCACGGAAGAGAUAUAUACCAACCUAGCCUGUAUACACAUAUCACAAACCCAGAGCCUGAGCAUAUUCUCAUAUUGCACUGCCAGUCCUGCUUUGAUCAACGUUCCAACCUGGGUUCCCGACUGGACAGCUCCUCGAGACCGCAAUCCACUCGGUAUCCCUCAGCGCGGUAUCCGCGGUCUUGGCCCUAUACCUCUUACGCCAACUUACACCAUGUCUCUAGACUUGAAUUUGAGUGUCAGAUUCCAAGCUAACAACCGAAUACUCGCCGUACGUGCCUUGCCCAUGUUCGAGAUCGCAUUCGUGUCGAGUGAAUUCAGCGACACUCAACUCCUCUACAAAGGCCCCGAUUACCAAGACGAGCUGCGUGGCAUUCGCGAAUGGGCUGUGUUCCAUCAUGAUCAUUCCAUGGAGUUCGAAUACAUUGAGAAUAACAGUUGGCAGUACCGCCCAGAUGACGAUAUGGUGCAGUUCAAAACGCCGACGUAUAUACCUACAAACGAAUCGCUCCUCGGGGCUUACUUUCGAACACUAUGCGCUAAUCUGAUUUACGACCGACAGGCAAAAUGCGAGGUCGACCUCAGUGUGGAUGGUCUCACAGCUCCGGAAACGUCGUCGGAUUCACUUUUCGUGAGAAUGACAGGUAGAAAGCUGGCUGUUUCGACAGACGGCGUGCUGAUUCUAGCUCCUCCCACCACGGAACCAGGGGAUGUAUGUACAGUGGUUGCUGGUAGCGAAAUCCCGCUUAUAUUGAGGAAAGCCGGCGACAAUUACAGGUUGGUUGGACAGUGCUAUGCUCAUGGAUUUAUGGGGGAUGAAUUAUGGAAGCUCGUUCACGUAGAGGAUGAGUCUCAGAUAGGGGAGAUAUUUAUCAUCUGA